GGCGCCCUGCAGCCCCCCUCUGCCCUUCUCUCACAGAGCGGCUCUGAGAAGGCAGCGGAGUUUUGGUGUGCGUGGAAGUUCUCAGGUGGCGUCCAGAGCAUGGAACACAUCCACGACAGCGAUGGCAGUUCCAGCAGCAGCCACCAGACCCUCAGGAGCACAGCCAAAUGGGCGGCUUCCCUGGAGAAUCUGCUGGAAGACCCCGAAGGCGUGAAAAGAUUUCGGGAAUUUUUAAAAAAGGAGUUCAGCGAAGAAAACGUUUUGUUUUGGCUAGCCUGUGAAGAUUUUAAGAAAACACAAGAUAAGAAGCAGAUGCAGGAAAAGGCAAAGGAGAUCUACAUGACCUAUCUGUCCAGUAAGGCCUCGUCACAAGUGAAUGUAGAAGGACAGUCUCGGCUCAAUGAAAAGAUCCUGGAUGAACCGCACCCUCUGAUGUUCCAGAAGCUCCAGGACCAGAUCUUCAAUCUCAUGAAAUAUGACAGCUACAGCCGCUUCCUAAAGUCUGACUUGUUUUUAAAACACAAGCGAACCGAGGAAGAAGAGGAGGAGCCGCCCGAUGCUCAGACAGCAGCUAAAAGAGCUUCAAGAAUUUAUAAUACAUGAGACCCACGAGCUGAGGCUGGCCACUUUACAAAGCAAAGGAACUUCCUCUCAGGACCGUGCAGGGGUUCUCAUUGCUUUGUUCUUUGUAAGGACUCUGAUGUACAAAAGCCUUCGAGGGGAUACUGUGUUUUAUUAACUGCUUAACCAGUGAGUUUUGCAUGAUGGCUAAUCUUACAUAAAACAGCAAAUAGCUUCGACGUUUCCA
Molecule: messenger RNA, 808 nt
Organism: Tupaia belangeri chinensis (Chinese tree shrew)
Lineage: Eukaryota; Metazoa; Chordata; Mammalia; Scandentia; Tupaiidae
Gene: RGS10
Product: regulator of G protein signaling 10
Exons: 5
Coding region: 100-603 (167 amino acids)
Biological process (GO): regulation of G protein-coupled receptor signaling pathway
Cellular component (GO): nucleus; cytoplasm; plasma membrane
Molecular function (GO): G-protein alpha-subunit binding; GTPase activator activity
Source: RefSeq, a predicted model, not a curated record